Molecule: messenger RNA, 2056 nt
Organism: Folsomia candida
Lineage: Eukaryota; Metazoa; Arthropoda; Collembola; Entomobryomorpha; Isotomidae
Product: venom serine carboxypeptidase
Exons: 6
Coding region: 96-1598 (500 amino acids)
Biological process (GO): proteolysis
Molecular function (GO): serine-type carboxypeptidase activity
Source: RefSeq, a predicted model, not a curated record
AGUGAAACCGGGUGCUAUUAAGCCCAGAUGUAGUAAGACGAUGGAACUGGAAGGUUAGCUUUUAAUAGAAAUUUGACCAUCUUACUAAUCCUAAGAUGGAGCUUUCAAAUAAUAUCGCAUUUUCCGUAAUUUUUGUCACUUCAUUCCUUUUCGACAUCACUUCUGCUGGAGAACCUUUAUUUCUAUCUCCACUGAUCAAACAGGGCAAAAUAUCCCAAGCCCAGAAACUAGCAGAGGUUUCACUUCCAGUGCAUGAGGACGUUCUCAUUUCCGAGCAAGAGUUUCCAAAAAGUUACUCGGGAUUUUUGACUGUCAACGAGGAAUUUGGGACGAAUUUAUUCUUCUGGUACUUUCCAGCCAAGAAUAAUAGUGACACAGCCCCCGUUUUAUUUUGGAGUGAUGGUGGACCUGGUGCUACCUUGUUGCAUUCUUUUUUCAAUUUACAUGGACCCCUCAAGUUCAAUCAGGAUAGGAAAUUAGUGCGAAGAAGUGAUAAUGCUACUCUAUUUUCGGAGUUUAAUGUAAUCUAUUUGGAUAAUCCGGCCGGCGUUGGAUUCAGUUUUACGGGAAAUGAGGCUGGCUAUGCCAAAUCAGGAAAGGACACAGCACCAAAUAUUUACCAAUUUUUGCUCCAGUUUUUCCAACUUUUUCCAAAUUUGAAGAAAAAUGAUUUUUAUAAUGGUGGAGCUAGUUAUGGAGGAACUUAUGCGACCCUUAUUGCACAUGAAAUUCACACCCAGAACGAAAAACUGGCUCAGGACGCAGAUGAGCGAAUCAACCUUAAAGGAAUCAUGAUUGACUCGCCAUGGAUUCAUCCUAUCGACCAAGUCGACUAUGGGACUUGGCUGUACAAUUCUGGACUUAUCAGUCGCAAGAGCAAGGAACACUUUGACGAAAAACGGGACGAAAUUAUCGCUUUUCUUAAACAAGGGAAAUAUUUAGAGGCAGGCAAAGCCUGGGUCAGUGUCGCCAUUAUGGACAUCGCAUCUCACACCGGACUUCCUUCAUUUUACGACUACGUUGUUGACCAAGAUCCCGAAAAUGUUGCUUUGCUGUUGCUCAACCACAACUACACGGAACUCGUCACUUCGUCGGCGUUUAGGUCGUCACUGCAUGUCGGAAAUGAUCAGGAAUUUUUCAUGUUUAGUCCUCAAACGCAGGGAAGGAUGUUGGGAAAUUUUAUGCGGUCCGUGAAAGAAGAGUUGGAGGAAUUGUUGGAGACUGGGAAGUAUCGGGUGCUCAUGAUUGCUGGGGAGUUUGACCUCAUCACUGGCUCUACUGGAAUCCAAGAAGUCGCCCUCAACCUACUCUGGUCCGGAGGGGAUGAUUUCCGCUCCCAAGACAAACAAGUUUGGAUGGACCAGAAUCGAUACGCUGGAAAUAUCCAGUCUUCCAAGGAUGGAUUCUUGACCUAUGUCCUAGUCCGAAAUGCGGGUCACGGGGUCGGAAUAAACCAACCCAUCAAAGCGGUCGCAUUAAUGAAGGGAUUUGCCCGUGGAGAAAUCGGCGGUGCUUUUGAUGACCACAGCUUUCCCGAUCUGACAUAUCCGGUCGAUGACGAUCAACAUGCAGCGAAUUCUUUGAAGGAAGAAUUGUAGACAAAAAAAAAUGUUAUGUAAAAUAUGGAUACAACAAUAAAUCAAAAUUAAUAAUUGGGUCAAGGUGAAGAAAAAAGAUGAUUCUUUGUUAAUUUUGUUAAUAAAAAUAAAAUGUCAAUUAUUAUCUCAAAGAGACCAAAAAGAGAUCAACUUUUUAUACGUGAUGGUUUAUUGUCCUUGUUUACAAGUCUACGUUUAUGUCAUCACUCUCAAUUUUUAGUAAUAAGUCAUAAAUGGUACAAAGUUGCACACGGUUUGUGAUUUUUAUUGAGCAAGUAUGUAUCAAAAUUGAUACACUUGUAUUUUUCUGUUAUUUAUUGAGUCUACUUUUUGUAAUAAAACAUGUUACCAAAAUUGUACCAGUAAAAAAUAUGUUGUGGUUGUGACAUGACCAUUUAGAAGUAGUCUGAAUUUGCUCUUUAUGAACUUUUGUGUCAUAAAUAAAGUCACUUUAAUCU